Salmo salar (Atlantic salmon) is the source of this 1534-nucleotide messenger RNA. The record is from RefSeq and is a predicted model, not a curated record. NCBI's taxonomy places the organism in Eukaryota, Metazoa, Chordata, Actinopteri, Salmoniformes, Salmonidae.
GACUGAUUCAAACGCGCUUCAGCCACUGUUGUGUUAUGAGAGAGGUGAAGGACUGUCACUGCAACAGAGGGAAGACUCCGUCCUCACUGCGGACUUGUGAAAGCUGGGGACUCUGCGCCAUCGACAAGCAACUUUAGAAAAGCGUUUAUUGAUUCAAUUAUUAGUUGAUUUUCUUUUGCAGUCUUGGGAUAAUAUUUUUUUUAGAAAAAGUAGUCUAAUUGACCUUGUAUUUAAGGCGUUUUUGAAUUGACAGUAUUCUGACCGUUUUGUUUCAUCAACAACACUGGUUAUAUUAGUUAAAUCCGUUAACUAGUCCGUUCCGUACAUAGCUGAACCUAACACAACUUCGGCUGCUUAUAACUCACUAGUCAUUCAAAACCACCAUAGCCUAAAGAACUGUGCGUAUACUCUUUCUAUACAAGUUUUUUAAUCUCCGUUUUUAAUUUUUUUUUUAUUUAAAUAUCUUCCUCAAGAUGAUGAAUGCGAUGGUGAUUUUUGCCGAGUUUUUUGUAGUUAUCUUGAAAGUACUCUGGGCUUUUGUUACGGCCGGGGCGAAAUGGGUGGUGCGACCGAAGGAGAAAAGUGUAGCGGGACAGGUGUGCGUUAUCACCGGAGCAGGGAGCGGUCUGGGUCGGCUGUUCGCCAAGGAGUUCGCCCGGAGACGGGCUGUAUUGGUGCUUUGGGACAUCAACAGUCAAAGUAACGAAGAGACAGCGGAGUUGGUACGGGAAAUCUACCGAGAACUGGACAGUGAAACCCCGAUGUCUAAAGAUGGUGCAGUUGGAGGGUUAGAAGAGAUCCCUCCCUUCCAGCCGCAGGUGUACACGUACGUGUGUGAUGUGGGCAAGCGGGAGAGCGUGUACUCCACGGCGGAGAAGGUGCGUCGGGACGUGGGUAACGUGGACAUGUUGAUAAACAACGCCGGCGUGGUCUCUGGUCACCAUCUCCUGGAGUGUCCUGACGAGCUGAUCGAACGCACCAUGCUGGUUAACUGCCACGCACACUUCUGGACCACCAAGGCAUUCCUUCCCAAGAUGUUGGAGCUGAACCACGGCCACAUUGUGACGGUUGCCAGCUCUCUGGGGCUGUUCAGCACAGCUGGCGUGGAGGACUACUGCGCCAGUAAGUUUGGGGCCAUCGGCUUCCACGAGUCGCUGAGCCACGAGAUCAAGGCUUCGGAUAAGGACGGCAUUAAGAUGACGCUGGUGUGUCCCUACCUGGUGGACACGGGCAUGUUCAAAGGCUGCAGGAUAAGGAAAGAGAUUGAGCCCUUCCUGCCUCCCCUGAAGCCAGAGUUCUGCGUAACACAGUCUAUGAGGGCCAUUCUCACUGAUCAGGCUAUGAUCUGCACGCCGCGUAUCGUAUAUAUGGUCAACAUCAUGAAAAGCAUCCUGCCCUUCGAGGCCAUCGUUUGCAUGUACAGGUUCCUGGGUGCUGAUAAAUGUAUGUAUCCCUUCCUUGCCCAGAGGAAGGAGCUGAUGAACAACAACGAGGUUAAGGAGGACAUCUAAAGGGGGGGGGGGACCGAGCGGGG